AAUUUGAAAAGAACAAUGGUAGGAAAAGCUAGAUCUUCCAAUUUUACCUUAUCUGAAAAGCUUGAUUUGUUAAAGCUUGUGAAGCCAUAUGUUAAAAUUCUGGAAGAACACACUAACAAACAUUCAGUAAUAGUGGAAAAGAAUAGAUGUUGGGAUAUCAUAGCAGUUAACUAUAAUGCAAGUGGAGUAGACCGCCCUCCUCGAACAGCGCAGGGCCUACGCACUCUUUACAAAAGGCUCAAAGAAUAUGCCAAACAGGAGCUAUUGCAGCAAAAAGAGACCCAAUCAGAUUUUAAAAGCAAUAUUUCUGAGCCAACCAAGAAAGUUAUGGAGAUGAUUCCCCAGAUUUCCAGUUUUUGCCUGAUAAGAGACAGGAACCACAUACAAAGUGCAAACUUGGAUGAGGAAGCACAGGCUGGUACAAGUUCACUACAGGUAAUGUUGGACCACCAUCCAGUUGCUAUUACAGUGGAGGUGAAGCAAGAAGAAGACAUUAAGCCCCCUCCUCCACUGGUUUUAAAUUCUCAACAGAGUGAUACUUUAGAGCAAAGAGAAGAACAUGAAUUAGUACAUGUUAUGGAAAGAUCUUUGUCACCGUCACUUUCCUCUGUUGAUAUGAGAAUGACAUCGUCUCCAUCUUCUAUCCCAAGGAGAGAUGAUUUUUUUCGGCAUGAAAGUGGAGAAAAUUUUAGGUCACAGUUAGGGUAUGAUCCUCAGAUUCUGCAAAUGCUGAAAGAGGAGCAUCAGAUAAUUUUAGAAAAUCAAAAGAAUUUUGGAUUAUAUGUUCAGGAGAAGAGGGAUGGAUUGAAAAGAAGGCAGCAGCUAGAGGAAGAGCUGCUAAGAGCAAAAAUUGAAGUGGAGAAGCUGAAAGCAAUUCGCUUACGGCAUGAUCUAUCUGAAUAUAAUAGUCUCUAAGAUUUUUUUUUGCAGUCUUGCAAUUUGAUAAUUUUAAUUUUGGCCAAAUUACUUUCACUUGGGAAUAUCCUGAAGCAGAGUACAUAUUCUUUUUUUUUUUUCUUGGCCACGCCGCACGGCAUGUAUGAUCUUAGUUCCCUGACCAGGGAUCGAACCCACGCCCCCUGCAGUGGAAGCACAGAGUCUUAACCACUGGACCACCAGGGAAGUCCCAGAGUAUAUAUUCUUAAAAAAUAUUGUUAAUCUCUAUUAUGAAAAAGGCUUUUUUGACAUGAUUUUCUAAUUAUUUAAUUUUCCUUUGAUAUAUAUUAA
Molecule: messenger RNA, 1227 nt
Organism: Mesoplodon densirostris (Blainville's beaked whale)
Lineage: Eukaryota; Metazoa; Chordata; Mammalia; Artiodactyla; Ziphiidae
Gene: FSBP
Product: fibrinogen silencer binding protein
Exons: 2
Coding region: 16-915 (299 amino acids)
Source: RefSeq, a predicted model, not a curated record